AGUUCGGAAACAAGCGGUCAGUUGUUGUGUUCUAACAUAAACUUCACUGCUGAACUGAUGUCGUGUUUUGAUGCUCUAAGUUUAAACCUUAUUCCGUCUGGAGGCUGGGGAAACAGCUAAGGACAUGAGAGAAGCUCAUGAUAUUCAAACGGAGCAAUUCGUCUGAAAGGCUCUCAUUCCGGAGCAAGCACCUUUUUGUUUUCGUUUUGGCAUCGUCAGCAUUUUUAACAUAUAUUCUUUACAGGAACGCUCACUGGAAUAGCCACACAGUAAAGUUCACUCCCUUGGAUGGCUUGAAAAAUAGGAACAACCACUCGAUCUCAACGCGUGAGAGGUCAGGGGCAACGAAACGACCACUUCGACAAUCGAAUCAUUUCGAACACGUGGUAUUAGGAGUGUCGUCGGAUUUCAAAACAAAAUUAAAUCCGACCAGUACUUCAGAUGAAUUGAGAAAAAUUCCAUCUAAGCUCUUGCAAGAAAGAAUCAAGCAUCGAACUCCGGAAGACUCUGGAUCCCGCGGUCAGCUUAACUCUCGCAACAAGUACUCUAGCAACGUAAACGGUGUUGACAAGAGCUUGAAUUAUUCCUCAACUCAGGGCGAUCGGAAACAUUUGUUGAAUUUUAGGAGUCAAAGUGAAGAUAAAGAAGAUAGCGGCGUUUCUGAGUUUCAGCUUGAAGAUGGAGAAUUUAAGAAACGACUGCCGAAUGCUAUCAUAAUAGGGGUGAAGAAGGGAGGAACACGCGCGCUGCUUGAAAUCUUAAAGAUUCAUCCGAGUAUCAGAGCAUGUAGCAAUGAGGUGCAUUUCUUUGAUCGCGAUGAAAAUUACGAACAAGGACUCAACUGGUAUCGAGAACAAAUGCCCGAGUCAGUGCUCGGGCAAGUUACAAUUGAAAAAUCUCCAAGUUACUUUAUAACUUCGAAGGUACCUGAGAGAGUGUAUCGAAUGUCUAAAACUGUUAAACUCAUUGUGAUUGUUCGCGACCCCACAACACGAGCGAUAUCGGAUUAUACCCAGGGUGUAGAGCGAAAACCCGAUAACCCACGCUUUGAAGAAGUGGUUUUUAACGACGCAGGCGAGGUGGACGAAAAUUGGAGCAAAAUCUCCAUUGGCCGUUAUGCCGAGCACUUAGCGAAGUGGAUGGAAUAUUUCCCCUUGAAGCAACUGCAUUUUGUUAGCGGAGAGGAACUUGUCAAAAGACCCGCGAAAGAAUUGAAACUCGUCGAACGAUUUCUCGAUAUAAAACCCUUCAUCAGGGAGGAUAAUUUUUACUUCAACGAAAGUAAAGGAUUUCCAUGUUUUGUCGGUAAAAUUUCAAACACUGGGACCGUGAACAAAGCGCAUUGCAUGGGCGAAUCGAAAGGAAGAAAACAUCCCGCUGUAAAAGAAGACGUUUUGCAAAAGUUGCGGGAAUAUUUUGAUCCAUUUAAUAAAAAGUUGUAUUCAAUGGUGCAUCGAAACUUUCGCUGGUAAGCGACUACAACAGAGAAUUUCAAAAUCUGCAUAGGCCUAUUGAUGUUGAAUAUUGUUUGCUUUGCGACUGAUUCAAUCAUUCCAUCUACACCAAACACAAACAUUUUAGAUGGAUUAGACACGAGAAUCCAUACUUUAAAUUAUGAGACUAAACAAUUAAUCAUCGCACGGAGUUACGACAGAAACAAAACAAUUUUCCAUUCGAAAACUACGUACGCGUGCUGUUCUUAAUCGAACUUGGCUAGCUGGCGUAUUUAUUUAUUCAUCUAAUUAAUAUUUAUUCUCUCGGGAGGUCUACGAUGAAGCCUAAUUGUGGGCUACAGUCGUCAAAAUAUUUUGCAAAUAUGACAUUCAAGUAAGUGGGCAGAUGUCUAGGAAAGAUUUCCGUAUAACCCCGUACCAUUCAGAAACAAAGCCGUAAUCCCAAAGGUAAUCUGUUGUUUUGCCUCAGCUUUCUUGUAUCCAAGAAUUGUAUGCAUAAUGAAGUUUGGGUUUAUACGGAAAUCUUGCCAAAUACUUUUGGUUUAGUCCUAUUUUGAAGUUUAUCUUUAACCGGAAGUUGUGUAAAAUUGUUUAAGAUAGCACUGUCCUCGCUGGACAUAAGACAUCACAUCUGUUGUUUGAAAUAAUUCAAAACUGUUGUCAUUAUUUCUUUUAAGUCCAACUGAAUUUUUCCAAGGAUAAAGCAGUUACAGGCUCUGAGAUAUACCCACAGAUUGCCCAAUUCUAAGACAUUUGAUUAAAUUUAAUGGUAAAUUUGUAGCACAUAUUACUAAAUCUACACAGGGGAGUAAAGUCCCUUGUUGUCAUUGAUCCUCUCGCAAACAAUUUUACUUUUAGAAUUUAGCAUAUCCACUCAGGUACAAUUAUCAGCUAUGUGCCUUGCAAUUUAGCAGCGGAAUUUCAACAGUUAAGAAAUCAGAAAAAUGUUUACUAUGCUGGGCCUUGUCCUUCUUCCAAAGAAGUGGCCAGUAUCAGAGAUAACAGAUAUUGUACAUCGACAAAUAUAUUUGACAAAAUUUAAA
Molecule: messenger RNA, 2497 nt
Organism: Stylophora pistillata
Lineage: Eukaryota; Metazoa; Cnidaria; Anthozoa; Scleractinia; Pocilloporidae
Product: heparan sulfate glucosamine 3-O-sulfotransferase 6
Molecular function (GO): [heparan sulfate]-glucosamine 3-sulfotransferase activity
Source: RefSeq, a predicted model, not a curated record